Molecule: messenger RNA, 2186 nt
Organism: Lolium rigidum
Lineage: Eukaryota; Viridiplantae; Streptophyta; Magnoliopsida; Poales; Poaceae
Product: serine/arginine repetitive matrix protein 2
Exons: 3
Coding region: 132-1826 (564 amino acids)
Source: RefSeq, a predicted model, not a curated record
GGGUGAGACAGAGACUGGAACAGAGGCGAACCCAAAUCCAGGCCCAACAGCACUAGAGAACACGCCCUCCCCCGCCCCCUUAAUUCCUCCUUUGCGGUUUCUUCCGGUGGAGCAGGUAAAGCCGCCGCCCGAUGAAGAGCAAAGCGGCCAAGAAGCCCGUCGACGAGGAUGAGGCCAAGUCCAAGAAGAUCCGAUCCUCGCGCAGCAAGCGCCGACGUGAGCGCCACAGCCGCAGCCGCUCCCCCUCCAGCUCUGGCUCUGGCUCCGAUUCCCCGCCCCGCAAGCGCUCCAAGAAACCCACCAAGAAGGUUGUUGACAAGAAGAGCAAGAAAAACAAGCGUAGCAGCACCAGGCGUCGGCGCCACCGUAGCCCGAGCCCGAGCACUAGCCCCAGCAGUAGCCCUUCCACGGUGUCCAGGUCCAGGAGCCACUCCCGCCGCAGCCGCCAUAGCAGCAUUAGUGCAUCUGAGAGGUCUGUGAGCCCACUGCCCAGGAGCCACCCCAAAGAUACGAGGAAGGGGAAGGCGAGGGGGAGGGACAGAGACAAAGAUCGAAAGAGGAGACGGGCACGGAGAUCAAGGAGCUACUCGAGCAGUCCAGCUAGUAGUGGCAGCAGCCAGAGUAGGAGUAGGAGCAAGAGUAAGAGUAGGAAGUGGAGGGCAGGGGGCACACAGGAUGAUGCAACCAGAGACCGGACUGUACAAGAUUAUGAUAAUUACGAUGCUUCCUGGACUGAGAGGAACUCUAUGAAGAAUGUUGAUUGGGAUGAGGAAGCGGUUGCUGUUGCCACGAAGGGGAUCGAUGAUUUUGAGAAGAAUGUGGUGUUGGAGAGGAGGGAGAGGUCACCUUCCGAGGAUUCUAAAGAAAUGGGUGAGAUCUUAUCUCCCAAGGAUGUGAAUGCAGAGGACGAGAUCUUACCUAAUGGUGGUGGAAGCCCGGACGUUGAGGAGGAUCUGGAGCUCAUUCUCAGGCAGAAAGCUCUUGCUAACUUCAGGAAGUUUAAGGAAGCAUCAGUCAAGCCAGGCAACACAGAUAGCAAUGGUACAGGAAAGGGAGUAUUAACAGAUAGGCUAGAGAAUACAUCUACAAAAAUUGCUGAAGCACGGUCUGCUGUCACCCCUUCUCAGAUGCAUGGAAACAGUUUUGGAGUUGGUCACUCUGCUGGAUCACCUGAAAUAGAAGAUUUUGGGAACAGUACAAGUCCUUGGAACCAGGAAAUGAGUCGUGGUGAUAAAUCACCUGGAAUACUCGAUUCUGGUGAUACUAGUCCCCCAACUCAACAGCAGGGAAGCAGACUAGAAUUGAUUCGCGCAUCUUCUCGUAUCAUGUCACAGGAUGGUAGGAAUGGUAGUAGUGUGAUGCAAAGGUUGGGAAACAAUCCGGCGAGUUCUUCUACUGUAAAACAAAGGUUAGGCAGCAGCACCGGGGUGAUUCCUGUGCAAGCAACACGCAGGGUUAGAUCAGUUGUGAGCAUACCCGCUAGGGAAGGGCUUGGCAGUGAAAUUGCGAUGACCCCUUCGGCUGUUGAGAAUCAUGUCCCUGUUGAAAGCAGUAGUGAAGUCAGGCACCCUCCUGUUGAGAUAAACAACAAUCUUGAAGGAACCAAUGGGGAUGAUAGAAAGACUGGUGAAGCUUCAGCUCCUGAGAGCUCAGUUUUGUCAACUGAUGAGGGCAAGAGCCAGGCUGGGACCGAGGACAAAGAUGGGUCUCAGUUUGAGAAGCGAACUUUCUCUAGGAUGCAUGAUGGAGAGACGGUGCAGGUCAGUUACAAAGUCUACAUACCAACAACGAGCCCGCGUCUUGCAAGGAGGAAGCUGCAGCGCUGAAGGCGUCAAGAUGGACUACCAUAUAGUUGUUGUCAAUCCUGCUUUUUGGGGUGCAGCUACGUAGCUGGAUAAAUUCUAUUUUGUUCUAGUGUGAAUCGGUGAUAGCCAUGACUAAUAGAAAUGAUGUCCACAUUGAGACUACUAAGUACUUCUUGAUAGUAAACUCACACAGAGCUCUGGUAGUUUAAACACGAUACUACAAUUGUUGUUCAGCUGCGAUAAAUGGCUGUGCUUUGCCCAAAUCAACUUUCUGAGCAGCAAGCAAUCUCUGUAGCACAUCAGUCGAUUACAUGCACUAGGAUUCUUGUAACCAGUAAGUUUGCUCUUGUAUACUGUGAUUCAGUCUACUGGUUGCUUGAA